AUUUUGGAAUGGAGGGAGUAUUAUAUAUAAAUAAAUUUUGAAUACUCAGUCUGGCCAAAAGUUGAAAUGAAUUUCUUCCCGUAACUCGGGGGUACUGUAAAACAAAGAAAACGUACGACCCACUCCAUCAAUUACUGAAAUGAGUGAAAGAUGUGUGUGUGUGUGUGUGUGUGAGAGAGAGAGAGAGAGAGAUGUUAGUGAAGCACCAGUUAAGUCAAUUGGUUGUGUUUGAUAUGGUGAUAGUGGCUUAAUCAUGGAGGUGACAUAGCCAACCGGAGAAAUGCCGCCGGAGAAAUUCUGAUAAAUCCAAUGUCGGUGAAGAAUAACAAGCUGAGAUUACGAUGGAGAUUUAGGCCGGGGUUUGAUGUGUCAGCCACUCCGGCAGUUUUCAACGGAGCAGUGUACUUCCCUUCAUGGAAUGGGUUCCUGUACGCGGUGCGAGAACAAGAUGGAUCCCUCAUUUGGCAGCAAGAUCUGGGCCAGCUGACUCAGCUGCAGGCCCCGGUUGGAUCAGCCGUGAAUGUUUCGGUAUCAAGAUCCACCCCCACCAUCGCAGGCGAUCUUCUCAUCGUCGGGAUUUAUGGGCCCGCUGUGGUGAUCGCCGUGAGACGAUUAACUGGACAACUUGUCUGGCUCACUCAGCUUGAUCCUAACCCUCGUGCUAUAAUUACCGUCUCCGGUACCUACUUCUUGGGUUCAUUCUAUGUAGGGGUCUCGUCGUUAGAAGAAACACUACCGGCUACACAAUGCUGCACUUUCCGCGGAAGCAUGGUGAAUCUAGACGCUCGUACCGGAAGAAUUCUAUGGCAAACGUACACCGUCCCGGGCAACGGCGGCAACUUAGGUGGCUACUCGGGUGCAGCCAUAUGGGGAAGUAGCCCGGCCAUUGAUAUAGGGCGGCGACUUGUUCUUGUCGGAACUGGAAAUCUCUACACUGCACCCCAACAAGUUCUGGAUUGUCAAGAAGCACAAAAUAAUCAGACAACUCCGCCAACUGCUCCCGAUGCAUGUGUUCCCCCGGAUGUUUACUAUGACGCCAUUGUGGCGUUCGAUCUAUUUUCUGGGACGAUUAGAUGGUCUAAGCGAUUAGGGGGAUAUGAUGUUUUCUAUUUUGCUUGCCUGGUUCCCAACAACCCUGAUUGUCCCACCGGACCUAAUCCCGAUGCAGAUUUCGGGGAGGCUCCCAUGCUAAUCACCAUAAAAUCCAACGGCAGAUUACGCGACGUUGCCGUGGCUGUACAGAAAAGCGGCUUUGCAUGGGCUCUAGAUCGUGAUAAUGGUGAUAUCGUUUGGUUUACGAAAGCAGGACCAGGAAGUGUAGCCGGAGGAGGAAUAUGGGGUGCGGCUACGGACGGGAAACGUGUUUACACCAACAUUGUCAACAAUGAUAGGGUUCCGUUCAACCUUGCACCGUCUACACAAACUACAACCGCCGGAGCAUGGGUGGCCAUGGAUGCAAACACCGGCCAAAUCCUCUGGACCACCGCAAACCCCAGCAACGACACGAGCAAUGGGCCGGUUACCAUUGUCAACGGGGUCCUUUUCGCCGGUUCAGUCGCUCCAAAUGGUCCGUUUUAUGGUAUGGACGCGACGACGGGGCAAAUAAUCUGGAGUUACGAUACGGGUGCUACUAUUUAUGGAGGGGCUUCUGCUAACAACGGAUGCGUGUUUGUUGGAAAUGGAUACUCCAUUGGCUUCGCUAAAUUAUUUCAUCCAACUUGGACCAGCGGAAACUCAGUUCUUGCACUUUGUGUCCUUUGACCUCAGACGUCUUCAAGAUUCGUGCAACUAAUAAACUUUAUGGUUAAGAAUUAAAGGUUGAUUAGUAUACCAAUUUAAGAAUAAGGCUGAAUAUGUAUUGCACAUUUGUUAGUACAAACUCUUAUGUCCUAAGACGUACUCAAAAUAAAUGUGUGGUUUUAACUUUUAAGCAUUUGCAGUUUCGCAACAAUAUAUCCAACUCUGUUUCAUUUUCGAUUGGAGAUUGAUAGCUGAAUUAAUCCGAUAAAAGUAAA
Oldenlandia corymbosa var. corymbosa is the source of this 2015-nucleotide messenger RNA. The record is from the annotation of a GenBank genome assembly. NCBI's taxonomy places the organism in Eukaryota, Viridiplantae, Streptophyta, Magnoliopsida, Gentianales, Rubiaceae.